AUGGCAACGCCCCUGUCCAACAGCCCCUCCUCAACGCCCCUGUCCAACAGCCCCUCCUAUGGUAACGCCCCUGUCCAACAGCCCCUCCUAUGGCAACGUCCCUGUCCAACAGCCCCUCCUAUGGCAACGCCCCUGUCCAACAGCCCCUCCUAUGGCAACUCCCCUGUCCAACAGCCCCUCCUAUGGCAACGUCCCUGUCCAACAGCCCCUGCUAUGGCAACGUCCCUGUCCAACAGCCCCUCCUAUUGCAACGCCCCUGUCCAACAGCCCUCCUAUGGCAAAAACCCUGUCCAACAGCCCCUCCUAUGGCAACCCCCCUGUCCCACAGCAUUUCCUCUGGGGACCCCGUCCCCCCGUCCCUCCGUCCCACAGCCUUUCUUCUGGAGACCCCGUCUCCCCCUGUCCCACAGCAUUUCCUCUGGGGACCCCGUCCCCCUCCCCCUCCGGCCCCCUCCGUCCCACAGCCUCUCCUCUGGGGACCCCGUCCCCCUCCGUCCCACAGCCUCUCCUCUGGGGACCCCCCUGAACACCCUAGUCCUUCAGUGCUCACUGAGUCCCUUCUGCUGCUCACCCACCCUCCCCCUUCCAUUCUGUGCAUGA
Oncorhynchus gorbuscha (pink salmon) is the source of this 600-nucleotide messenger RNA. RefSeq names its product repetitive proline-rich cell wall protein 2-like. The coding region runs from base 1 to 600 and encodes 199 amino acids. The record is from RefSeq and is a predicted model, not a curated record. NCBI's taxonomy places the organism in Eukaryota, Metazoa, Chordata, Actinopteri, Salmoniformes, Salmonidae. The transcript has a single exon.